GAGGUUCCGGGUUUCGGCCUCCGGGAUGAAAGGAGGGAACGCAGGUGAGAAGGCGAAACGAGCAGGUGGGGAAACGGUGAGGUAAACUCAGUGCUAGCUCGAUAUGGCGCAGGUUGGAGAUAAACGGAGGUCCCUAAAGAACCAAACGGACAGCUGGCAGCGAGAGAAGUCAGCCACCAUGGAAUCACCAGAGGAGCCUGGAGCGUCCAUGGAUGAGAACUACUUUGUGAACUACACUUUCAAAGAUCGGUCACACUCAGGCCGAGUGGCUCAGGGUAUUAUGAAACUGUGUCUGGAGGAGGAGCUCUUUGCUGACGUCACCAUUUCAGUGGAGGGCAGAGAGUUUCAGCUCCACCGGCUGGUCCUCUCAGCUCAGAGCUGCUUCUUCCGGUCCAUGUUCACUUCCAACCUGAAGGAGGCCCACAACCGGGUGAUUGUGCUGCAGGAUGUCAGCGAGUCUGUUUUCCAGCUCCUGGUGGAUUAUAUCUACCAUGGGACUGUGAAACUCCGAGCUGAUGAACUGCAGGAAAUUUAUGAGGUGUCAGACAUGUAUCAGUUGACAUCUCUCUUUGAGGAAUGUUCUCGGUUUUUGGCCCGCACAGUGCAAGUGGGAAACUGCCUUCAGGUGAUGUGGCUGGCAGAUCGACACAGUGAUCCUGAGCUCUACACUGCUGCCAAGCACUGUGCCAAGACCCACCUGGCCCAGCUGCAAGGCACAGAGGAAUUUCUCCACUUGUCCCACCAUCUACUCACUGAUAUCAUCUCUGAUGGAGUUCCGUGUUCCCAGCGUCCAACAGAGGCAAUAGAAGCCUGGAUUGAUUUUAACAAAGAGGAAAGGGAGGCUUUUGCAGAGUCACUCAGGACUAGUUUGAAGGAGAUUGGCGAGAACGUGCACAUUUACCUGAUUGGGAAAGAGUCGUCUCGUACUCAUUCGUUGGCUGUGUCCUUGCACUGUGCAGAAGAUGACUCCAUCAGUGUAAGUGGCCAAAACAGCUUGUGCCACCAGAUCACUGCAGCCUGCAAGCACGGCGGAGACCUCUAUGUGGUGGGAGGCUCCAUCCCGCGGCGCAUGUGGAAGUGCAACAAUGCCACUGUUGACUGGGAGUGGUGUGCACCUUUGCCUCGAGACCGGCUCCAGCACACUCUGGUGUCUGUGCCUGGGAAAGAUGCCAUAUACUCGCUGGGUGGCAAGACACUGCAGGAUACCCUGUCCAACGCAGUGAUCUACUACCGGGUAGGUGACAACGUCUGGACAGAGACAACCCAGCUCGAGGUGGCUGUGUCAGGGGCAGCUGGUGCCAACCUCAACGGGAUCAUCUACUUACUAGGGGGGGAGGAGAAUGACCUGGAUUUCUUCACCAAACCGUCCCGACUCAUCCAGUGCUUUGACACAGAGACAGACAAGUGUCACGUGAAGCCCUAUGUGCUGCCCUUCGCAGGCCGCAUGCAUGCAGCCGUGCAUAAGGAUCUGGUGUUCAUCGUGGCUGAAGGGGACUCCCUGGUGUGCUACAAUCCCUUGCUAGACAGCUUCACCCGGCUUUGCCUUCCCGAGGCCUGGAGCUCUGCCCCAUCUCUGUGGAAGAUCGCCAGCUGUAACGGGAGCAUCUAUGUCUUCCGGGACCGGUAUAAAAAGGGGGAUGCCAACACCUAUAAGCUUGACCCUGCCACUUCAGCUGUCACAGUCACCAGGGGCAUUAAGGUGCUGCUAACCAAUUUGCAGUUUGUGUUGGCCUGAGGCUGUGGGGGAGGGGAGGGAGAGCAACUGACUCCUGUGCCCUCCUCUUUUUCAGCACCCACCCAUCCAAACUUAAAGUCCCUAGGCCCCACUUCAGAGUAUUGUGUUAUUUUUUGGCACAUAAUAGGAAAGGCAGCACCUCAGCCCGUCCCUGAACCUGUCAUGGUUUUGUUUGGGGCCCUUCAGACUGCUGCUGCUCAGCUGGCUGCCUGAGCGAGAACAGGCCACCCUGUUUGCUGCCCUUCCCUGUGCCCGCAUCCAGACUGCUUAGAGCAAGCCUCUUCCCAGACCUUAGCCUCCCCUCCUUACCUGAUCAGUGUUAAAUAGAAGCAACUCUGUCCCAAGACACAGGCAGAUGCCCAGAUCCUUUUAUCUAUGUACCCUGCUGUGGCCAGUUGAUGACCUUUUGUUUCACAAGUAAUUAUAUGUUAAGAGUUGUCCUUCAGGCUUUGUUUGGGAGAAUGGACUAAGCUGAAGGUGUAUUUCACCAGCAAGAGUCGACUCCCCGGACAUUCCUUCUAUGGACAUUCCUUCUAUUGCUUUCUCGUCUGUCUGUCAGAAAGUGUAUACUUUGGUUUUAAUUUUGGCUUACUCCAUUCCUGUGUGAGGUAUAAGCCAGAAAGAAGUAGAAAGGAUUAUUUCUGAUUAAUAGCAGAAAUUGCUUUUUUCAAACUCUCUAUAUAUAAAGUCUGUGCUCUUUUAAAAGCUGUAAGUUAAGAGCCAAGAACUGUUCAUACAAAUAAAAGUUUUGGAAGGGA
Molecule: messenger RNA, 2493 nt
Organism: Orycteropus afer afer
Lineage: Eukaryota; Metazoa; Chordata; Mammalia; Tubulidentata; Orycteropodidae
Gene: KBTBD4
Product: kelch repeat and BTB domain containing 4
Molecular function (GO): protein binding
Source: RefSeq, a predicted model, not a curated record